This is a messenger RNA of Strongylus vulgaris, 348 nucleotides long. The record is from the annotation of a GenBank genome assembly. Lineage: Eukaryota; Metazoa; Nematoda; Chromadorea; Rhabditida; Strongylidae.
UUGAAGCCAUUUUCGCAAACCCUUUCAGAGCCUCGCGUUGGCGAAUAUAUUGUUCGCGUAUCCGACGGCUACGACAAGAUUCCCAAAUAUGUUACAGCGUCUUAUGUUGUUGGGUCUAUUCUACUUUUGACGAUUGCGUUGUGUGUAGUGGCAGGGUCUGUUGACUACUACAACACCAAUGUGAGUAAACAAAAGAUCGAAGGUACAGCUUACGCAAUAUUGAUGUCGUUCUCAUUCUAUAGCAACUGCAAAGCAGUAAUAACCAUGCAACCAGCAAAGGUAAAGAAAAAAACGGGUUUACCCAUAACCAUACCACUUAAAUCUACUAACACUAACCUCGCAAACUAA